GCAUAGGUCAAGGUCCAUUUUCGUAAACAUUGUCCGAAAACGAUAUAAACAAGUUGCUGUUAUCGCUCGCGAAUCCUCAAACCAAGCAUGAUUGCGUAUUAUCAUCAUCGAACGGGAGAAUUCGCGAACGUUUGAGUGGAGUGGAGGGCGCUGCCCGAGAAUGAGCGUCAAACUGGAUUCGAAAGUGUGCGGAGUGUGCGGAGACAAAGCCCUCGGUUACAACUUCAACGCGGUAACAUGCGAGAGCUGCAAGGCCUUCUUCCGAAGAAACGCGGUCCUCCAAAAGGAUUUCAAGUGCCCGUUCUCCAAUCAGUGCAACGUCACGACAGUCACGCGGAGAUUUUGUCAGAAAUGCAGGCUGGACAAGUGCUUUUCGAUCGGCAUGUGCAAGGAUCUUAUCAUGUCCGAGGAAGAUAAAGUGCUGAAGCGGCAAAAGAUCGAAGAAAACAGGGCGAGGAAGAGGCGGAUGUCGUCGUUCAAGUCGGGUUUUAAAAAACAAAAACGCGAAGCCGUAUCGGAUUCCGAUUCAGUCGAUACGAACACAUCUGAUGGUUACCAUCCAAAUAAUCCUCACGUGGUGAGCGUUAUAAACUACGUGAAUCCCGAAGGGGCAAGAGUUUUAAGUGACGACAGUGUGAAUUCGAGUGUCGUGUCGUCCAGCGACGAUUUAUCCUUCGAGAACCAUAUAAACGAACAGGAGCUUAACGGUACGGCCGUGGGACAAGGCGAGGAGUGCGCGAUUUCUAAUUUAGUGAACAACAAUACCACGAACAAUUGUGAUAACGACGCAAACGAUAGUGCUUACGCGAGUGCGCACGCUUACCAACCCUCUUCCUUGAACGGUACCUCCGAUGUCACUAAAGAUGUGGUCGAGGACGUUCAAAGAAUGACAUCAGGCGGCACGCCCGGUAACUCUAUCGAGUCGAUCCUCUGCGAGGCGAUCAAGCUGGAGUAUGAGGCGUACUCUUCGAUCGCCCAAAGCCACCCGCAUUCCCGAGAGCUGAACGACGCCGAACGGGCCAAAUUAAACGAGCUGAUCGUCGCGAACAAGGCGUUGCUCACGCCCGUCGACGACGAUUUGGAUCUAAUCGGAAACAAUUUCAAGUACCACUCGUUACUGUACGGCAACCCGAAAGAAAAAGAUCCCAAAUUGGUGGACGUUAUCAAUCUGACGGCCAUCGGGAUUCGGAGACUGAUAAAGAUGGCGAAAAAGAUCAACGCGUUUCGUAACAUGUGCCAGGAGGAUCAGGUCGCGCUGCUCAAGGGCGGCUGCAUCGAAAUCAUGAUACUGCACAGCGCUAUGAAGUACGAUCCCAAAAAGCAGAUGUGGAAGAUACCGCACACCCAGGAGCCGCUAAAGAUCAACGUCGACGUGUUGAAAUUGGCGCGGGGCAGCGCCUACCUCGAGCACGAAAAGUUCAUCAAAACUUUCGACCCCAAAUGGAUGGCCGACGAGAAUAUUAUUUUGAUAUUGUGCGCGAUCAUACUGUUCACUCCGAACCGACCUCGGGUCAUACACCAAGACGUCAUCAAACUGGAACAGAAUUCCUAUUACUAUCUACUGAGGAGGUACUUGGAGAGCAUCUACCCGGGUUGCGAAGCCAAAUCUACCUUUCUAAAGCUGAUACAGAAGAUCGCGGAGCUGCACAAGCUCAACGACGAGGUGAUUCACGUAUACCUAGACGUGAAUCCAUCCCAGGUCGAACCCCUCCUCAUAGAAAUAUUUGACCUAAACAAGUGAUCAUUUUUACGUGGGAUGUUAUUGUUUGUUAAUAUGUUUUAAGAGAGAGUAAGAUGCCAAACCCGGCUACGCGGUAGUUUCGGGCUUUAUUUUAAAUAAAAAUCGCUUUAAUAUAGUAAUUUCCUUUAUUGUACAUUUAAAACCGUUACUGUGAGGAAAUUAAGAAUGUGAUAAUAGUACGACUGCAAUAAAAUGUACAAAGUACAAAUUAAAUAAAUA
Cylas formicarius (sweet potato weevil) is the source of this 1960-nucleotide messenger RNA. RefSeq names its product nuclear hormone receptor HR96 (gene Hr96). The transcript is spliced from 4 exons. Gene Ontology annotation, biological process: positive regulation of transcription by RNA polymerase II; negative regulation of transcription by RNA polymerase II; cell differentiation. The coding region runs from base 161 to 1741 and encodes 526 amino acids. Lineage: Eukaryota; Metazoa; Arthropoda; Insecta; Coleoptera; Brentidae. The record is from RefSeq and is a predicted model, not a curated record. Gene Ontology annotation, molecular function: zinc ion binding; RNA polymerase II cis-regulatory region sequence-specific DNA binding; nuclear receptor activity.